AUGGAUCCGCGCUUGUAUGAAGCUAUAACUUCAGGGAACAUUUAUAAACUGGAAACAUUAUUAGCUACAAGGAAUGAUGUAAAUGCGUAUAUUACAACUCAAACUACAGCUACUCGCAAGAAUACUGUUCUACAUGUUGCAGCACAAUUCAAGAGAAAGAUGUUUGUAGCGGAAAUUUGCAAGAGAUGUUCACAGCCUGAGCUAUUAAUAAUGCAGCAAAACGUAAAUGGAGAUACUGUGCUGCAUAUUGCUGCAAGGCUAGGAUUAUCGGAUAUAGUCAAAGCUCUUAUGCAUCAUAUAAAUGCUCAUAGUAAUAAUACUUCUACUACUACUAAUAAUAAUCAUCGAGGCACUAUGGUGCAUGAGCUAUUGAGGAUGACGAACAAAAAGAAGAAUACAGCGUUGCAUGAAGCUUUUCGUAACCAUAAGUUUUUACUAGGAAGUUUGUUGAUUGAAGCAGAUCCAUUGGUUGAAUAUUUUCCGAACAAUGCCGGUGAAACCCCACUUUACCUUGCUGCCGAAGCAGGGUUGUAUGAGUUUGUAGUUAAAAUCUUAAAAAUUUGUCCAUCCUCAUCAACUCAUAACGGUCCUAACGGCAGGACAGCACUGCACGUAGCUGUAGCUAAAGGGUACUCAGAAAUAACAAAAUUAUUACUCGAGAAAAUACCAAGUAUUAUAUAUCAACGAGACGAAAAUGGAAACAGUGCACUCCACUAUGCUGCCUAUUUUUCCAAGCCAAAGGUUGCUGUUCAAUUACUAGAAGCUGACCCUUCUAUUGCAUGGGCGAAGGACCAUGAUGGCAAGACAGCUCUUCACAUUGCAGCAAGUAGUCGUUUGCCUAGAAAUAUUGCUUACCUAAUUAAGGUUGACACUCUUGGUCCUGUGCACUAUACGAAGGUUGGCCCUCUUGGUUUCCAGCCCUUUGCUUACAUGAAAUUCAAAUGUGAAAACAUACAAGUAAUUGAGGAGGUGACCAAAUGCUGCCAAGAAUGCUGGGAAGAACUUGAUAACAAUGGGCGAAACUUUCUUCACAUUGCUGCUGAAAACGGAAGCGUGAACGUGAUAAAGUAUAUCUUAGGGAAAUCAAACUUGGCUGAGAAUAUUAUAAACGACGAGGAUAACCAAGGAAAUACACCUCUGCAUCUGGUUCUUAGGUCUAAAUGUGUUGAAUGUUUGCGAAUUCUCAGCAGGGACAAGAGAGUGGACAAGAUGGCCGUUAACGGUGAUAAUUUAACAGCUUUGGAUAUUCUUCUUCGUGACCUGGACAAGGCAGAUAUGCCACAUCGGGAGUUUAUACAAGCGGGGUAUAGGUACCUGUUUGACGGAGGAUUGCUAUGGUAUGGGAGAAGCCAAAUCAGAAUAGAUAAAGAAGAUGAAAGUUUUGGAGCCAUAACACGGAAUAAGUACAAGAUAGCUAUAGAAUGUGCAAAAGAACUAACUGAAAGCCAGAUGUUAGUGACUACACUUGUAUCUGCAGUUACGUACACAACUGGUUUAGCACUACCUGGAGGCUACAUAAGUACUGGCGGACCCUCAUCAGGCCUAGGCUUGGCCACUUUAAAUGGCAUACCAGCUUUUAAAGCUUUUGUGGGUUGCAACAGCACUGCCUUGCUCCUUUCUAUUAUUGUUCUACUCAUCCACUACUUUAACAAACUCAUUCCUCAUAGAAAUGCCAAAUCAGUGGUACUCCGGGCUCUAGUAACACAUGUUCUAAUGUUCAGUGCCAUUGUACUAAUGUUGAUGGCUUUCAUAAUCGGAAAUUACCUUUUCUUUGGCCACUCGCUCACUUUUAUCAUCCCUGUAGCUUCUGCUGGCACCGUAAUUGUCUUGUAUUUCCUUGUCAAAUUUUUCAAAAAAACUAAAUGA
This is a messenger RNA of Papaver somniferum (opium poppy), 1866 nucleotides long. RefSeq names its product ankyrin repeat-containing protein At5g02620-like. Lineage: Eukaryota; Viridiplantae; Streptophyta; Magnoliopsida; Ranunculales; Papaveraceae. Gene Ontology annotation, cellular component: plasma membrane. The record is from RefSeq and is a predicted model, not a curated record. The transcript has 3 exons. Gene Ontology annotation, molecular function: protein phosphatase regulator activity; protein phosphatase 1 binding. The coding region runs from base 1 to 1866 and encodes 621 amino acids.